GAAAAAAUCUUGAAAGUUCACCGAAUAUAUAUAGACAUCAUUUUUAAAUAACAAAAAUUAGCGUCUUAUCAAUUUAUAUCAAUUUAUUAUGCGAUACAUUUACGAUUGUUCAUUUAAACGUGAUAUGUAACUUGCAACGUAUCGAAUAAAAUUCGUUUGAAAAAUAUAGUCGAAACAAUGACGUUCGGGAAAAGGUAAAUAAACUUCAAGACACCAUAGACAAACCCCUUCUCCCGGUGCAUGAAUUCACAAUCAGCUGGACUGUCGUUGGGCUUUCCCGCUUGCUUUAGCCUUUCCUGCGAGCCUGUUCAGUCGUACACUUUCUAUUCUAUACAUCGGACCCUUCGUCGACACGGAUAUAUUCAAUUCUAAAGUUGUACAGAUUAUAAACAAAAGUUAAUCAUCGAAUCAAUAAUAGAAUAAGUUGGAUAUCAAAUAUAUUCGGGAAGCACCUGUUAAAACAAUCAUGAGUGAAAAUGGAAAAUCUUAUUUAAUAUUGCGUCUAGACGAAGACAAAGACAAUUUGUAAAAAUGAACGGAAUUCGAAGUCGAUUAUUUAUUUAAGUUCAAGAUUUUCAUGGAUCGUUGAAAUGUGCGAACGAUUGUGUUUAUCUAACAAACGUGCAAAUAUAUUUUCGAGGGAAUAUUUGACGAAUAAAAACUUGUCGAUCAUGACCGACAAUGAGCCCGAAAUAAACAACGUUUGUUUACGUAAGGAAGGACAAUGGAAAACGAGAACAAAUCAUUCGACCUCUUCGUCCAAUUCGAACUCUUCGAAUUCGUUUAUUUAUGUAGCCGUGGAAGAAGUAUCGGCAGUAUCGGAAUGGGAGUCGGUGACGAAGGACGCGAUCACGGAGAGUAUUCGAGUUAACAGUGUUUCGCAAAAAUACUGCAGUUCUAAAAGUAAAGAUUCGUGGUAUUUGAAACUGAAACGUGAGAUAUUGAAGAGUCUACGGAAUAAGAUUUAUCCGGUUGCUAUAGCUGGUCUACAGUAAGGGGAGAGUUUACAAAGGUUCGGAAAUGCGAGCGGAAAAGCAUGUAAUUCUCUCGCAUAGAAAUGUUCUGGUGUGGAUGAGUCAUCCCGGUAAACGAUAGUCUCUGAUAUAAGUACUACAAGUUCAGGGCCGAAGGUAGGAAGCAAAGACGUUCAAUUUUUAAGAACUUAUAAUUUUGUGUUUGUUGUUGUUACGUUCGUCUUUGUCUUUUUCAACCAAGCGAAGUUUUUAUUUAUUAAAUUAGUCACUUGUAACUUUUACGUUAUUUCUACACAUACGUUUCUUGAAAGGAAAUGAAAGUGAUUGUUUCUUUUCAUGAGGUAAAUGUACUAUUUUUUCGACCCUGCAUGAAGAUAAAAAGACACGUUCACGCGCGUGUGUGCAUGACACGCUGUUGCGCGGCACGCGUGUAAUGGACUUCCUGUGUCCAUCGGACCUGAACGCACCGGGGUCCACGCUCCGUGAUUCGACUUGUCCUAUCUACUUUCCUGAAAACACAGGAACGUGAUACACGGUCUUCUGGAUUAUUUAUUUAUUUAUUUAUUUUUAUCAUUUUUUAAGAUCGUUGGUAAUGCUAAAAUAAUUGAAAGAUUCGUAUCUAUUUAAUCUAAAAUUUCAAUCUUCGUUUUAUCUUUCGUCACGAGAUUUGAUUGAAAUUUUUCAGCGGCUACAACUCGAUCUUUUUUCAUGUUUACAGAGAAAAUUAUAUAACGU
This is a messenger RNA of Vespula vulgaris, 1709 nucleotides long. RefSeq lists its product as uncharacterized. NCBI's taxonomy places the organism in Eukaryota, Metazoa, Arthropoda, Insecta, Hymenoptera, Vespidae. Bases 591 to 995 code for a protein of 134 amino acids. The record is from RefSeq and is a predicted model, not a curated record. The transcript has 2 exons.